CACACACUCAGUUUCAGUUCUUCAAAAAAUAAAAACUUUUUGGCAAAAUCAAAAUUAAAUUUGGUUCCCUGACGAACAAUUUUUAGUUAAACUGACAGAAUCCGGUGUUAGUUGACCACAUUUCGGCCGAAAAUUCAUCCAAUUACAAUAGAAAAGCGGAAUUUCUUCAUCACACAAAAACACAGUUACUCACACCGAACACGACAUCAUCAGGCAAGAAGCAGCAAAAAUAUCCUACCUCAGAAAAAAUCAUCAUCAGUCGCUUCGAAAAUUAAAUUGAAGUGAAAUUAAUUAUAAAAAAUUAAAAAAAAAUCCCUAAAAAAUAAAAAAAUCGAAAAUUGUGCCAUAAAAUAGUGAAAAAAAAAAAUUUUUUUAAAUAAGAAGAAGAAAGUGUCACAAAAAAAGUGAAGAAAAAAUUUCAGAAUGCCGGCAAAUUCGGAAUACAUCGAUGAAAAUGUCGCCUCAGACGGUUCCGAGUCCUCGGAGAACCAACAAAGUGGAACAGUUAAAAUUGUUAUCAGUGGCAUACCGCAAGAUGCGCAUUACGACGAUAUCGAGCCAUUGCUGAAGCCCUAUGGAAAAGUUGAGCAUUGCGAAGCCCAAGCCAGCAACUCGCCCACGCAAACGGUGCACAUUACAUUCGAGACGCCGGAUCAGGCGCAAAAAGCUGUCACGGGAUUGAAUGGCGUCGAAUUCGAGGGCAACAAGUUGCACGUCGAACUCUACGAAAACAAGCAAAAUAACUCGUCGUCGGGGCGUCGUGCUGGCGGCAGCAACAGUCGAUCCCGUACUCAAUAUGGCAGCAAUUUACCCGGCGGACCUGGCAGACAAACAGAUUUUCCGUUGCGAGUUCUCGUUGCAAGUGACAUGGUUGGCGCGAUUAUUGGGCGUCAAGGCACGACAAUUCGCCAAAUUACGCAACAAAGUCGCGCGCGUGUCGACGUUCAUCGCAAAGACAACGUUGGUUCACUCGAAAAAGCAAUUACCAUCUACGGCAAUCCCGAUAAUUGCACAGCGGCGUGCAAGAGAAUUUUGUUCGUGAUGCAACAAGAAGCUGAUAACACAAAUAAAGGUGAAAUUUGUUUGAAAAUUCUGGCACACAACAAUCUGAUCGGACGCAUUAUUGGUAAAAGCGGAAACACAAUAAAGCGAAUUAUGCAAGACACGGAUACCAAAAUCACUGUUAGUUCCAUCAACGAUAUCAAUAGCUUCAAUUUGGAGCGCAUCAUUACGGUUAAGGGCAGUUUGGAUAAUAUGUCGCAAGCCGAAAGUCAAAUUAGCUCAAAGUUGCGACAAAGUUACGAAAAUGACUUACAAGCAUUGGCUCCGCAAAGCAUAAUGUUCCCCGGAUUACAUCCGAUGGCGAUGAUGUCGACAUCAGGCAACUCAAUGGGAUUCCCGCCAACACGCCCCGGCGCAGGAACCGGAACUGGCAGCGGAAUUUAUCCCGGAACGAAUUAUCCGAUGUUCCAACCGCCUGCUUCUGCUGGCCCAGGAGUACCAACGGGCACGAAUGACGUUCAGGAAACCACGUACUUGUAUAUUCCAAACAAUGCUGUCGGUGCGAUAAUCGGAACAAAGGGUUCACAUAUUCGUAAUAUUAUUAGAUUUUCGGGGGCAUCGGUAAAAAUUGCGCCUCUCGAGGCAGACAAGCCGGCGGAACAACAAACAGAACGAAAAGUUACAAUUGUCGGAACACCCGAGGCACAAUGGAAAGCUCAGUACCUGAUAUUCGAGAAAAUGCGUGAGGAAGGAUUCGUUUCUGGUACGGAUGAUGUACGACUUACGGUAGAAAUUUUAGUUGCAAGCUCACAGGUUGGUCGCAUUAUUGGAAAAGGAGGGCAAAACGUACGUGAAUUACAAAGAGUUACAGGCAGCAUCAUUAAACUGCCGGAACACGGAACAUCACAACCUACUGAUGAAGAAACAAGUGUUCAUAUUGUUGGUCCAUUCUACAGUGUUCAGUCUGCUCAACGACGCAUCCGCACGAUGAUCGCUUCGACAAAUCCGCCGCCCGUGACAAAUCGACAAAAGCAGCAACAACAACAGCAAACAACCUCAUCGUCGCCAACCUCUUCACAAUCCAAAUCCAAAGAACAACAAUCGUCGAAUCCAUCAGCUUAAGUAUAGAAAUUUAAGGAAAAAAGUCGUUUCGUUUUAUUGCGAUUUAAAAAAAAGUUACUAAUAUAUUAUAUUAAAAAUUUAAAAGAAAAAAAAUAAUAUUAUGAAACAAAAUGUUGUUAAAAUUUAAAAAAAUAAACGAACUUAAAAAAAAUUAUUUAAAAAAAAAGUCCCAAUAAUAAUGAAAAAAAACACACACUAUUAAAAAAAAAUUUCGGAACACUUUCGGUCAAAAUCUCUCAAAAUUCAAAAAAAAAUGAAAAUUUAUAUAUAUAAAAUUAUAUUUAUUUGCGUUCC
Culicoides brevitarsis is the source of this 2418-nucleotide messenger RNA. It is a transcript of the gene Imp, whose product is annotated as insulin-like growth factor 2 mRNA-binding protein 3-A. Gene Ontology annotation, biological process: nervous system development; regulation of gene expression. Gene Ontology annotation, cellular component: nucleus; cytoplasm; cytosol. Bases 424 to 2124 code for a protein of 566 amino acids. The record is from RefSeq and is a predicted model, not a curated record. The transcript has 6 exons. NCBI's taxonomy places the organism in Eukaryota, Metazoa, Arthropoda, Insecta, Diptera, Ceratopogonidae. Gene Ontology annotation, molecular function: mRNA 3'-UTR binding.